Chiloscyllium plagiosum (whitespotted bambooshark) is the source of this 1113-nucleotide messenger RNA. Its product is annotated as V-type proton ATPase subunit G 3-like. Gene Ontology annotation, cellular component: synaptic vesicle membrane; vacuolar proton-transporting V-type ATPase, V1 domain; vacuolar proton-transporting V-type ATPase complex. The record is from RefSeq and is a predicted model, not a curated record. Gene Ontology annotation, biological process: synaptic vesicle lumen acidification. NCBI's taxonomy places the organism in Eukaryota, Metazoa, Chordata, Chondrichthyes, Orectolobiformes, Hemiscylliidae. Gene Ontology annotation, molecular function: ATP hydrolysis activity; proton-transporting ATPase activity, rotational mechanism.
CCUAGACUGCUUUUGUUGUAUUGAGCAACAGCCAGGUAUCACGGUCAUCAAGAUCCCUAUAAAUGUGGAUGGGAGACUCUGAUCAGCACUGUCACUGAGAGCCAGCACGUAUGGAAAUAUGACCAGCCACUCCCAGGGAAUUCAUCAGCUUUUACAAGCUGAGAAACGGGCCAAAGAAAAGUUAGAGGAAGCCAAGAAGAGGAAGGGAAGACGGCUGAAACAAGCAAAGGAUGAGGCACAAGCUGAGAUAGAUCAAUAUCGUCUGCAAAGGGAGAGAGAGUUCAGACAAAAGCAAGACUCUAUCAUGGGUUCUCAAGGUAACCUUUUAGUCAAAGUGGAUGAACAAACCAGAGCAAAGAUCAAUGGGCUCAUAAGCAACCACGAACGGAAUAGUGAGAAGGUUCUGCAAGAUCUCUUGGGGAUUGUUUGUGAAAUCAAACCGGAAAUCCAUAUUAAUUUUAGAGAGGCUGGCUCCCAUUGAUGGGAUAGACAGCGGUGAAUUAAACUUUAUCACACUAUAAAUGUGGUAUCAUUGAAGUUAACUGGCAUUGGAUAAUGUGCAUUUUUCAUGAAAAACAAUGUUGAUACUUUUUUUUGACUAAUUAUCUUGGGACAUUUUCUUACAAUAUAAAUAUGAUGGCUACCUUUAUUCCCCCUACCAAAUGCAGUUAGUCUCAAUCUACCCCCCUGAAAUCACACUACUUGUCUAACGUCCUUUACAAAAGGGAAUGUAGGGACAGAAUGACCAUUCAGCCUCUUGAAGCUGUAUCACCACUUAAUUAGAAAAUGGCUGAUUAGCAUCUAAAUCCAGAAGUUGGCGUGGAAAAAAUUCUGCUGCUGUCAAACUGAUUGAUCUUUGGUCUGAUUAGAUUAGAUUAGAUUAAUUACAGUGUGGAAACAAGUCCACACCGAUCCUCCGAGAGCAACCCACCCAGAACCGUUCCCCUACAUUUAGCCCUUCACCAAACAUCUCGGGGAACCUUGCAAAUAAGAAACAGUCAGAAAGGGAAAGUUUGUUUGACAUCAUUUGAAAUUCAGCUUCAUAGAACAUAGAACUCUACAGCACAGUACAGGCCCUUUGGCACUCGAUGUUGCGCCAACCUGUGAAACCAA